Messenger RNA from Xyrauchen texanus (razorback sucker), 4296 nucleotides. Its product is annotated as histone deacetylase complex subunit SAP130-like. Gene Ontology annotation, cellular component: Sin3-type complex. The coding region runs from base 179 to 3277 and encodes 1032 amino acids. The record is from RefSeq and is a predicted model, not a curated record. The transcript has 22 exons. Gene Ontology annotation, biological process: negative regulation of transcription by RNA polymerase II. NCBI's taxonomy places the organism in Eukaryota, Metazoa, Chordata, Actinopteri, Cypriniformes, Catostomidae.
CCCGUUGAUGCCGAUGGUCGUUUUGCCAGGGAUACGGAACGGAUGGCGUCGUGAUUACGAUUAGGAAACUAUGUUGCUUUGAGGUCCUCGCGUGUUUUUCUCUACACUGCGGGUCUCACGAUCACAAGCGGCCAGUAUUGGAUCAUCAAACAGAGGAAGAACGUGAGAGGUCCUGAAGAUGAGUUCUCAUCAAUAUCCACGUCCACGACUCCCAUCUGGACUGGGACAUGGACAAACACCAGGCCGUAACACUAUAGGACUUCCAGGAAGUCAAAAGAACACUGGACAUGAAGACUCUAAUCAUGCUCCACGUGACAUGUUGUCCAGCGGAACUGUAGCGUUCAAAGAUGACAAGCAGGAGACCGUAGUGGUACGACCCUACCCCCAACCCCACAGUCAUCCCCUACCCUAUGGAAAAGCCCUGACUCUGCCCCCUUCACUCCUUCAGCACCUCCCUGCCCAGCAAAGCACGCCUGUCUCUGUGUCGGCAGCACCGUCCCACAUCCAUCAGGGUCUUUCCCUAGCCUUCACUGAGGGUCAUCUAAAGUCUGCUCUAAAGACAACACCAGGCCAUCUCACUUUCCCCCCAAAGGUGCCCGGUCAUAUCACUGCUACCUUGGAGACUACGCAGGCAUCCGGUAUACCUGUAGCAACCAUCAGUGGUCAGCAGGGUCAAACUGGUAACCUACAUCAUCUGACCAAUGUUCAGAUCAUCCGCAGUGGAGCUCCUGCACUGCAGAUUGGAUCCUCUGCGACACCUCAGCAUCCCUUCACCUCUCAUUUACCCAGAGGAGCUGCUGCUGCUGCUGUAAUGUCAAGUUCCAAAGGAACUACAGUGCUGAGACCAGCAGCUGGUCUGAGCUCUGCCACAGGCCAGCCUUCUGUCCAGCACAUUAUUCACCAACCAAUUCAGUCCCGGCCCAUAGUAACUACCUCUACAGCAGUGCUGCCUACAGUAGUGCCAGUGACUGCCACCAGACCUCAGUCUCCGGUUAUCACCACAGUGGCUGCCCACUCUGGAGACAUGUUACAUGGUCACACAGCACUGACAAUCCACCCUUCCCAAGGGACACUAAGUAUCCAAAGACCUCCACCCACAUGGGACACACCCACACGGAUCAACCUGCCCCCCCACCCAGCCAUUGCUGCUCAGAAAGCCCUGCCUCACUCUGUUGCACAGAAGCCCAUUUUCAGCACUGUGACACCUGUUGCUGCAGCAACUGUUGCUCCAAUUCAGGCUACUAACACGUCACCAUCACCCACUACAACAGGCUCCAUGCCCCACACACAAGUAUCCAGUAGCAACAUUGUCACUAUGACGGUGGCCUCCCACUCCUCCCAUGCCACAGCAGUGACCACAUCCACCAUCCCUGUGGCUAAAGUGGUCCCGCAGCCCAUCACACACACAUCACCACGCAUACAGUCUGAAUACCCUGGAGAGAGGGGCAACCUCAUCCCUAUUUCUGGUCAUCGCUCCUCUCCCAACCCCAUCUCCAUGGAGAACCGCACUGACAACAGACAAUCUGUUCCAGUGCAGUUCCAGUAUUUCCUGCCCACCUACCCAUCAGCACCGUACCCUCUGACCCACACUUACACCCCCAUCACCAGCUCUAUGUCGUCAAUACGCCCAUAUCCAGGAACACCUCAAGCCCCCAGUGCAGCCAUGCCUGCCCAAACUGGUGUAGGAGUUGCAUCUACAGUUCAUCUGAAUUCUAUGCAGCUGAUGACAGUGGACCGCAUCGCCCAGAUAAACACCCAAAAUAUCCAACCAGCUGCCAUGGCAGCACAGGGCAUCCAGCCCACACCCAUCCCGGCACAGGGCCUGCAUACGUCUGCCCAGAUCACCACCCCGAGCAUUCAGCCUAUACCAGUCAACCAACAAAAACCCCAGACCGAGUCCAAGGCCUCAGUUGUGCUGGCCGAUGGUUCCACACUAGUGGCUAACACUAUCAGCAACCCAUUCAACAACAAUCAGCCUGCCACCACUGUGACACAGACACACAAUCAGAGUGCCAAUUCUGGAGCCCCCUCACUUGUAACUUCCCCUCGACCUAGCAUUCUGCGCAAGAAACCUGCCAAUGAAGGCGUGGCUGUUAGGAAGAACCUGAUCCCAGGUCAGCUCAGUGAGUCUACAACCCCCAGAAUUGAUGGAGCCAUCAGGAGUACAUCAGCAUCACCUCGCCCUGUAGGAGUGAAGCCCAAACCUGACAUUCUCAUGAGUCUCGCUCCAUCGGUUACUGCGGCAGUUGAAUCUAUUCCUAUUCAGGGCGAUGAACAGCAACCACAACACCUGGCGCCACCUCCCUCUCAGCUUGCCUCACAACCUCUCCUCUCCCUUUUGGCUUCAGCCACGCCUCCCUCUCAGCCCACCCCUGCUAUCUCAGCCCUACCUGCUGCCAUGGCAGUCACCUUGCCAGUGCCCUCUAUGGCCAAUGUAGUGGCCCCACCCACACAGCCAGCAGUCAGUACCACAUCAGCAUGUGGUAUCAGCUGCACCCUCCCCGAGAUGAAUAUUAAGCAAGAGGAGGAGCCUAUCGAUACUGCAAAACCAGUGGCAUCAGGGCCCAACAGCGAUGCACAGAUGUUAGCAGUACAUGCUAAAGACAUCACCCUAGGAGCCUCGCCCAGGAAGAAGCCCCGGAAGCAGCAACACGUCAUCUCCACUGAAGAGAGUGAGAUGAUGGAGACCAACAGCACAGAUGAGGAGAAGUUCCCAUCCAAACCCCUCAGCCAGCGUGCAAUGAAACGCAAGUCCCCUCCCAAAGAAUACAUUGAUGAGGAGGGAGUUCGGUAUGUUCCCAUCCGAGUUCGACCUCCGAUCACUCUGCUACGACACUACCGCAACCCCUGGAAGGCGGCGUACCACCACUUUCAGAGAUACAGCGACAUCCGUGUCAAGGAGGACAAGAAGGGCACCCUGCAGGAUGUGGCUAAUCAGAAGGGAGUGGUGUGCAGAGCCCAGGGCUGGAAAAUUCACCUCUGUGCUGCUCAGCUCAUGCAGCUGACAAAUCUGGAGCAUGAUGUACUCAGUCGCCUCACGAGUCUCCAAGAAGGCCUCAUUCCGAAGAAGAAGGCCGGAGCUGAUGAUGAUCUUCACCGCAUAAAUGAGCUCAUACAGGGCAACAUGCAGCGCUGCAAGCUGGUGAUUGACCAGAUCACAGAAGCACGUGAUACCAUGUUGAAGGUUCUGGAUCACAAGGAGCAUGUCAUGAAGCUGCUCAACAAGAAUAGCAGCACCAAGAAGCUUAAUAAGCUGAAGCGUAAAGACAGGGCAUGAGACGGACAGGCUGAGCCACACUGAUCUGGUGUAAGGAGAGCUCAGCCUGCAGGGCAUGACCACAAAAUGUCACAAACCCAAGCCUCCUGCUCCAUGAUCUUAAGCAUGCAGACACACCGCCCUGCCUCACUGCUUGACAUCUACCUGGAGAGAUUUGGUUUGAGUCUACAUCUAAUAGCAAGACUGCUUGAAUGUCAUGUAAACAGAAAACAUCUUUAACUGGCAAGCCCCUUCUCUGCCAGCACUCAUAGACGCUAGGGAACUACAGUGUUAAGUUAUAUGAUUACUGCAAUAUAAAUCUUUUCCUGUAUCUUCUCUGAAAUAUUAAUGUCUGAAUGUAUCACUUGCAAUCCAGAAGUCUUAAAAGGAUAGUUCACCCGAAAAUGUAAAUUCAGUCAUUUACUCUUAUUUUGUUCCAAACUGUUGAACACAAGCAUAGACAUUAAGGAAAAUCUCAGAGCUACUCUUUUCCAUACAGUGAUAGUCGAUGUAAACCAGGGACAGCCUUGGUCACUUCCAUUUUAUGGAAAACAGCAUGAGGGUGAAUAUAAUAUGACUGAAUUUUCAUUUGCGGUGAACAAUCCAUUUAACUCUGUAACAAAUAGUUUAUUUUAGGAAGUUCCAUUUCAAAGUGAAUAACACCACUGAACCACAGAUAUCAGUAAAAGCAAUGCACAUUUUCAAGUCUAAUAGAGUAUAUUCAUCAGUUUUUCAAUUGGGUGCCUUGAAUGGUAACGUGGUAUUGACAGUUGUCUGUACUGUAUUAAGCACUCAAUUGCAAUAUUCUGUAAUGGGUGUUCAUCAUAUAGCAAGGUUCCCACUUUGUAUUGUAAGUGCUUAAAACAAUAAGAAUUGAGAAGCCAUAAUGAUACCAUCCGUGGUGUCCUAAGUGAACAAAAAACUAAGAAGUAUUUUACCAUACAUGUAUUGAGGGAUAUGUUAAAGGUGCUUUGGUAAAAUGGAGUAUUGUGCCUUUCUUUGUGCCUCAUAUAUAUAUAUAUAUAUAUAUAUAUAUAUAU